CUCUGUGGAAUCCAGUGGAGCUCCUCCUUCGCUUCCUCCGCUGGUUCUCGUGCGCUCCACUAAGCGUUUUGUUGUUGGGUAUUUUUUUUGGCGUCAACAGUUCAUUUGCAGGAGAUUAAAAACCAGACUGAGUCGAGGCUAAUUUCCUGAGUUCCCUUCCACCCCCACGGCCCUGCACUAUAGUCCUCUCUUUGACCGGGCCUGUAUUUCAGUUUUCCUCUACUCAAGAGGGGCUCGAGUGAGUGAAAUGUCUUCCGUGGAGGCAGUGCCAGCAGCUGGACCCAGGUUACAUCGCUUCUCCGCCUGGUUCGACCCUGAGACUGCUGGGGUGGUGACUAUCCUCUUGGGGUUGUUCCAGGUGGUGCUGUCCGUCCCACUCGCUGGUUCUACCACAAGUCUGCCAAAACUCUUCAUACUGCCACUUGUCUUAGGAGUUCUCAUUGUGACGGGAGGAUCACUCACCAUGGCCAAUGAGAAGAACCCCAGCAGACAACUGCUCCGAGGUUGUGCAUGCAGUAAUGUGGUCAGCCUGCUGGGGGCUCUACUUGCCUUCUGCCUCUACUGUUACAUCCUCAGCAUUAUGAAAAAUGACGAUGUGUGCAUACCCAAUCCCACUGAACACUACUACUUAUCAUCAUUCAAUAUUUGUCCAGGGGAAAUCCUGUUGGCCUACAAAUGGAGCUUGAUCCUGCUGUUGCUCCUCUAUGACAUGGGGGCUGUGGUCCUGCACGGCCUCCUGUGUGUCUCUGCCCUGAAGGCACUCAAAACCGACUGAAACACACACACACACACACACACACACACACACACACACACACACACACACACACACACACACACACACGCACUGAAAACCAAAAGAGUCAGCUGGGAGUUUUCAUAAGACAGAUCAUAUGAGUUCUAUUCAAAACUAAAUGUGUCCUGCCAAAUGUAACAAAAGCUGCUGGCAGAAAAUGAAGACGUUGUAAGCAUAUUCAGCAUGAAAAUGUGACAAAACUGUAUUAAUUCAAUGUAAAAUAAAGGUGAUGGCAUGUUUUGGGCAUAAAUCAAAAGAAAAUAAAUGGAAAAAUGUCA
Scophthalmus maximus (turbot) is the source of this 1074-nucleotide messenger RNA. RefSeq lists its product as uncharacterized. Lineage: Eukaryota; Metazoa; Chordata; Actinopteri; Pleuronectiformes; Scophthalmidae. The transcript has 7 exons. Bases 248 to 775 code for a protein of 175 amino acids. The record is from RefSeq and is a predicted model, not a curated record.